AUAAACCAAAUGCAGUGUUCACAAACAAGACCACCCUCACCUUUUAAUAACCAACCCCCAAAUACAUAUGGAUUUCCAACGAUUCUACGAAACAUGGUACGACCAGCUCCACCACCAUAUCCACCACCUUACCAAAGCCCCUCGGCCUCCCAGCACUGACGACCACCACCACCAACUCACUCAACUCGUCAACAAAGUCAUGUUCCACUUCUCCGAGUACUACCGAGUCAAGUCCAUCGCCGCCAACCAAGAUGUUCUUUCCAUCUUCUCCGCACGCUGGUCCACCACCCUCGAACGCUCCCUCCACUGGAUCGCUGGAUGGCGACCCACCACCGCCUUCCACCUUAUCUACACCGAAUCCAGCAUCCUUUUUGAAUCCCGCAUCCUUGACAUCCUCCAUGGUCUCCGUACCGGCGACCUCGGUGACCUCUCGCCGGCUCAGUUCACCGGUGUCAGUGAGUUACAGUGUGAAACUGUUCAACAAGAGAACGCCAUCACCGAUCAGCUGUCGGAGUGGCAGCAGGAUGAGGCAAGUGCGUUAAUAGGUGGGACAUGUGUGGAUCUAGACAAGAAGAUUGAAGGGCUGGUGAAGAUUGUGGAGAAAGCCGAUGAGCUGCGGCUGCGGACAUUGAAGGCGGUGGUGGAGCUACUGACACCGCAGCAGGCGGUGGAGUUUCUGAUCGCUGCGGCGCAGUUGCAUUUUGGAAUCCAUAGAUGGGGUUUGAAUCAUGAUCGUGAACGUGCUGAGAAAUAAUGUCGUAGGUAGGGGGUAUGAUAACGAGUUCUUUCUUUUUUUGUGUGGUAAUCAUCGGAAUGGUUAUGCACCGGAAAACCGCCAUAGCCACGGCCGUCCCUUUUUUGCAUUACAAAUGAUCAAUUCAUCUUUUUGUUGAUGUAUGGUUUCUUAAUUACCUUGAAGAUCAUCCUAAUUAUCCAAAGGCACUUAUAAUUAGAUUAAGGAAAUUAAUUAAUUUCAUCGUUUUUUGAGGAUAAAAAGUUGUCGUCAAU
This is a messenger RNA of Cynara cardunculus var. scolymus (artichoke), 1008 nucleotides long. RefSeq names its product protein DOG1-like 3. Lineage: Eukaryota; Viridiplantae; Streptophyta; Magnoliopsida; Asterales; Asteraceae. The transcript has 2 exons. Gene Ontology annotation, molecular function: sequence-specific DNA binding. Gene Ontology annotation, biological process: DNA-templated transcription. The record is from RefSeq and is a predicted model, not a curated record. The coding region runs from base 68 to 754 and encodes 228 amino acids.